Sorghum bicolor (sorghum) is the source of this 2286-nucleotide messenger RNA. RefSeq lists its product as uncharacterized. The record is from RefSeq and is a predicted model, not a curated record. Lineage: Eukaryota; Viridiplantae; Streptophyta; Magnoliopsida; Poales; Poaceae. The transcript is spliced from 4 exons. Bases 1 to 888 code for a protein of 295 amino acids.
AUGCUCGGAAAUUUCAGCAGCAGUCCCCUUUUUCGUGUCGCCCUAGUCGUGCCCGGCCUAUUUGGCCAUGUAUUUAUAGCCUGCCUCAUCAAUAGACAAAGGAAAAACCCCGCAGCCAGAAACGCCAGCCGGCCCGACGCCCGGUGCUCCCGACUCCUCUCCGCGCGGCGCGACCAGGCGCGAGGCGGAAUCCGACUCUCCCCAGGUCGGCCGGCCGGCCGGCCCCAGACACCUGACGACCGACGCCGACGGAGGAAGACCACCGGCGGCCGUCCAUACUCCGUGCCGCCUCCGCAAGUCUCCGUCUCUUCGUUCUGCAGUCCGCAGUCCGCCCCCCGCCCCCGCCACCCGGCGGCCGUCCAUUGUUGCAGCAUGUCUGGAGAUUCAGAGCGCAGAGCUGCUUCCAUGACGCACACGCCAUCUCCUAUUUCUAUGUCUUCUGGAGAUGUUCAUUCAUUGUUGUCGUCGCAACCGCUCCAUGCCAUUGAUGUGGGUGUCCAACCCCAACACCAAGAGUCAGGAGAAUCAGAAUCCGAAUUGGAUAUUAGCCCUCCUCGCAUCACCAUCCUCCCUGUUCCAGAGGAGGAACCUGACUCUCCUACUUAUCUAACUGGUCCUACCUCACCUGGUUCACCACGUGCAACUUCUGUCAGAGUGAAUGCUUCAGAGUCACCCAAAGACUCUCCAAAUGAUGAUGAGGAUGAAUACUUCAAUUAUCUAGUUGACAAAUCCGUCUCUGUAGCUGCAAAUGUUUGCAGUUCUACAUCGUCAGAUGAUGAACCGGACUACAAGGAAGAACAAUAUGCUCUGUGUGCAAAAAGAACCCUAGAGUAUUACAACAAUGAUGACAACAACAAGGUGUUUGCAUCAUUUAAAUUUAAUGUAUGAUAUUAUCAAAAGUGAAUAGGGAUAGAAAGUUUGGUUCUGCAGGUUGUGUUGUAAAUUAGGCUAGCUCUGUCUUUUGAUUGCUUAUCAUUAGCAUGUAUUGAUACCAUGCUAAAGUUCUGAUUUUCCAUAACUGGGCUAACUCUAGAGGGUUAGGAAUAAUGGGCCUAGCCUCAUGGGCCUAAUACUCAUAUACUCUAACACACUCAUCCUUUUGACCAUGCCUUCCUUGUCAAUAGGAUAUAGCCUGAUGUUGUUGCGGCCCAUAUUGCCUAGUAGUUGAGAAUUGGUAGCAUGGGUGGUAUGGCCCUUAGUUGGUUAGAGUAAGGGUCUGUUUGGAUCCAUUUGCACUAAAAAUUAGCUAGCUAAUAAUGUAGUUGUUAUUUUUUGUUAGCCAAUUUUUAUUAGGGGGUCAUUUGGAUCCACAUGCUAAUAAGUGGUUGGAUAUCAGGUUCCACAUGCUAAUAAGUGGUUGGAUAUCGGGUUGAAGGUACAUAUAAACUAUUAGCACUUGUUAGCAACUCCAAACCUGCUAAUGGAACUAAUAAUUUACUGCUCCCUAGCUAAUAAUGAGCAGGUUUAGUAGGUCUGUUUUUAACUGCUAAUUUUUUUAGUGCUAAUGGAUUCAAACAGGCCCUAACAUGUAUUUGUAGUCUGACAUGUAUGUAUUUGUAUGGGGAGCAAAAGGCCAGCUCACUUCUUGUUCAACAUCAGUAGCAUCGAGUGUUUGUACUCUCUCUUUCUCUAUCCAGUUAUGUGUGCACGCGCGUGCUUGUGGUGAGGGAAAGCACCUGCUGGGAGCGUGCUGCCUGGGUUCUGUGGUCAGCAAUUAGAGAAGAGUUACAAGAAAGCUAAAAAGGCCAGAUUUAUAAGUGACUCUUAUAAGUGACUCUUAUUUCUCUUAUGUCAUUAUAGGAUUUUUGAACUAGACCUUGGGACUUUUUUUUAAUUAAAGAAAUAACUUGACCUUGGGUUGUGGUUACAACUUCGGUAGAAAUGAUGGGUGGUAUUGGAUAAUAAGGGACACUUGGGAUGUGAAACUUUUUUUUGUGGCAGCUAAGAUGGCAAGCUGGCACAAAGUUAAAAACAUUCCUUAGUUUUGAAAUUUCCAUUCAAUUAAAUAAGUAAUCGAUUAUCAUUUGGUCGCAGAAACAUACUAAACAUGAGCAUGGACAAUUAUCUCACUACUUAAAAAAUUGAUGCGGUCUUACCAGAGUUCUGCACCACGUAUUUCUAGAGAACUUAUUAUGUGCCUUUUGUAGUAUUCUAGCUCAAAGCUUAGUCAGACAAGAUAACAUUUGUAUGUGCCUAGCAAUCUUGGUAAAUAUGGAAUCACAAAUACAUAGCACAUAUUUGUUCACAAGCUGCUUACACUCAACUCAUAAGUCAUAACUUAAUGUA